AUGGCUUCUCCCGACCUCUGCCCUUCCGCUGUACAGAAACACGGGUGUGGCAAAACUCUGCAGCUCCCCGUCGAAUUGCUCACUGAGGUAUUCCGGUACUGCAUCGAAAGCGCACGCCCUGGACCAAACAUGGUCCCCGGAUGCGCUGCGCUACAUCUGGCGCACGUUUGCCACUUAUGGCGUGGCGUCGCGAUGGACUCACCUCGCCUCUGGACGCACCUUCGCAUCCCCUGCCCCCAUCGAGGGCAAGGACCACAUUCGGACUGCAUUCAACUCUGCGAUGACUGGAUCCAGCGCAGCUCUCCGCAUACCAUUACCAUUGAACUUCCUUCCGGCACCGAGUCAUGCAUGACCGGAAGGCUGGCUCAGGACGUCCUCGCGAAGCACGGCUCACGCAUCGUCGGACUGAGCCUAUACCUGGCAGAGCUUCAGGCGGAGGCACAGACUCGCGAACAGGCGAUACACUGUGCUUCAGGAAGCAGUAUCCCGGUGAUGAAUGCAGCAAAGCAAGACAACUCGGAGACGAUGCGCAGCUUUCUGACACUUCCGUCCGGCACGUUCCCCACCCUCACCAGCCUCCAACUCCGCACCAAACUCCCAUUCAGCAAGUUGAGCCAGCAAGUCACGUCCUUCGAUGGCUCGCCCCAUCUGCGCCAUCUCGCGCUCAAGAUUCAGGACGGGCUAAGCAACCUUACCCAGACGACUCUGCCAAAUCUUCCAUGGACCGAGCUGGAGUCGCUGACAUUGUCGCUGAAAGUUUUCAACAACGACACAGGCUCCUUUUUGGAACAGCUCACUAGCCUUCGAUCUCUCUCCCUCGAUGUCUGGUUUCUGACCGUUUCGCAGCCCUCGAACGAGCUGAGCACGUACUCCCGCGAUCGCAGGCGGCACGAAUACAACGACUGUAGGCUCUACGACGCGCUGGCCUGCCCCGCACUCGAGACCCUCCGCAUAACCCUGAACGACCACCGGUCGACCCGCCCAGAUGAUAGCCCUCCCCUUGCACUCCGCUUCUUCGACAGCGUCAACUUCCACUGCAGAUCCCUCUGCAGUCUCCGCGAGCUUCAUAUCCGCAACCACUGGAAGAUCCCCGCGCUCAAGAUGCUCGAGAUCCUGGACUACACCGCCCAGCUCGAAGUCCUCGCGCUCUGCAGCUCCGUCGAGCUCCGGCCGCUCCUAUUUGAGUGGAUAUGGUCGCCCAAGGGCAUGAUCCGCAACCUGCGCUCGCUCUCCAUCUGCUACCGCCUGAAGGGUGAGCCGGACGAGGACUUUGCUGCGCUGAAGCUGGGCGUCAAGGCCAUGAUUAUCGGGCGGUGGGGGCUGCUGGAGCCAGACGAGGAAUCACCGCUCCGGGAGGUGGACAUCAUGCCUACGAAGCACGAGUUCGACAAGGAGUGGGUCGAUAACAUGGAGUCGCUGCGACCGGCUGGCGCGAAACUCAGGCUGGGGCCUACGUUGACGGGUCUGCGAGCGGAAAACACAGCAAGGAUUGGCGAUGGGUGGGCGAUAUUGUUUCCACUGCGCGACGGCGCGCCGCCCGCCGCCCGCCGCACCACCGGGGAGGUCUACGGUAUAGUAGCAUGGCGUAACGCGCAAGGCGCUACACCGCAGCGCGCGAGGUGA
Schizophyllum commune H4-8 is the source of this 1623-nucleotide messenger RNA. RefSeq lists its product as uncharacterized. Gene Ontology annotation, molecular function: protein binding. Lineage: Eukaryota; Fungi; Basidiomycota; Agaricomycetes; Agaricales; Schizophyllaceae. The record is from RefSeq and is a predicted model, not a curated record. Bases 1 to 1623 code for a protein of 540 amino acids. The transcript is spliced from 4 exons.